UGAAAUCGAGGGAAAGUGCCCCACUCAUCACAGCCUGCGCGACCAAGGCUGCGACCUGCAUUCAUGCGGUGGGCAGAAGGGAGAGCGGCAGCAAAUCAAUUGGCGGCCACUCUGAGCAGCCGUAGCAGCUCCUUGGGGUGGCAGAGGAAGAGCUCCAGCAGAGACGAGGGCAGCCCUCGCAAGCAAUCGAACAAGGCGAAGAGGCAGAGAGUGAGAGAGGACUCCGCUUAAUCACUUGCCUUGCCCCUUGACGUGAAGUCGAUCCUGCCUUCCUACCCACCCAUUCUUUUUUUUCCUUCUUCCUCGCCCCUCCCACGCUACUGUCCCCGUCGUCUGACACACAACACCAUGUCGCCAGUCGCAAUGGACGCUAACAAGGCCGUAGAGGCUAUCAACGGUCCUCUUCCCGAGGACAAGAAGCUCCCCGUUACCCUCCUGUCUGGCUUCCUCGGCGCCGGCAAGACGACUCUGCUUACCAACAUCUUGCGCUCGCAGUCGCACAAGCUGCGCAUUGGUAUCAUCGUCAAUGACAUUGGCCAGCUCAACAUCGAUGGCGCUCUCCUCAACACCGCUCAGAGCAAGCUCGGCGCCGCCGCAGCUGCCUCCAAGCCCGCCACCGACGGCGAGGCCCCCAACUUCCAGGUCUCGUCAAUCAGCAAGGAGCGCAACCGCGACCUACAGAAGAUCGUCGAGAUGCAGAACGGCUGCAUCUGCUGCACGCUUCGCCCUGAGCUCCUCACUCAAGUCGCCGAGAUGGCCAAAGAGGGGCGAGUUGACUACCUCAUCAUCGAGAGCUCCGGCGUCUCUGAGCCUAUGCAGGUCGCUGAGACUUUCGCGCCCGAGUUCACCGACAUGAUGAAGGACGCCGCCGUCCAGAUGGCCACUCAGGGCACCAACGAGGCCGGCGAGCCCCUCACCGAGUCUGAGAAGGAAGAGCAAGCCACACUCGCCUCGCUCCUCUCUGCAGGCGGCCUGCCCGCCAUCUCCCGCCUCGACACUUGCGUCACCGUAGUCGACGCCGCCAACAUCUUCGCCGACUUCGACACCGCUGACUUCCUCGUCGACCGCAACAACAAGGAGGACGUCCCCGAGGAGGACGACCGUAACAUUUCUGACUUGAUGGUCGACCAGCUCGAAUUCGCAGACGUCGUCGUCCUCAACAAGGUCGACCUCGUCAAGUCCGAUGACAUCCCCAAGAUUCUCGGCCUCAUCAAGACGCUCAAUCCCUCGGCCAAGGUCAUUCAGUGCCGCCACGCCCAGCUCGAUCCGCACGAGGUCCUCAACACCAAGAUGUUCUCCUACACCAAGGCAGCCACCUCUGCCGGCUGGCUUCGUUCCCUCCAGGAGGAGGUGCUUCCCGAGACGGAAGAGUACGGUGUAGGCACCUUCGUCUAUCGCGCUCGUCGCCCCUUCCACCCUCAACGCCUUUGGGAGACGGUCCGCAAUGUCUUUGUCGUCAUUCAAGAGGAGUACAUUGACGACGGAGAGGACAGCGACGACGACGAGGAGAUGAGCGACGCAGAUGAUGCGCGCAGCAGCAGUGCCACAUCGAACAAGACGCACAAGACCGACUCAGGCGUUGACGUUCAUAGCAGCGGUGGCAGUGACGGUGGUGACGACAAGAGCAAGAAGGCUCGCACCGACUCGGGCGAAGACGAGGCCGCACAGCCUCAGCUCAACCCCAAGGCCCGUCUCGCAUCCAAGAAGGCAUCCCCCACCUGGUCCCCCCUCCUUCGCUCCAAGGGCUUCUUCUGGCUCGCCACCCGCCCCAGCAUGUACGGCGAAUGGUCACAGGCCGGAGUCAUGCUCACCCUCACCGGUGCUGGCCCUUGGAAGUGCACUGUCCCCAAGUCGAGCUGGUCGGAUGACCCCGAAGUCAUCGCUGCAAUGGAGGCAGACUUCGAAGGUCCAUACGGAGACCGUCGUCAAGAGCUCGUCUUCAUCGGCCUCGAGAUGAGCAAGGGAGGCAAGGAGCGUAUCACCGAGGCGAUGGACAAGUGCUUGCUCACCAAUGCGGAGAUGAAGGUCUUUGACCAGGUGAUGCAGAGUAAGAAAAAGAAGCUCAAGACGCUUCAGGCCAAGGAGGAGCGACUCCAGGAGAUUUGGGAGGAUGGGUUCGAGGACUGGCAGGACCCGCGUGAUGAGGAGGAGGGGCACGAGGGCCAUAACCAUGGACCUGGCGUCAAGCAUUAACGACGGAGCGUGCGCCCAGCCUACCUAUUAGAAUCUCGUCUCUGUCCAGCAUCUCAAUUCGAUAUCUUCUCUCCCUACUUCCGGUGAACGGGCUGCGCGUGAGUGCCCUAUGACGAGCACGGCAUUGCCCCAGCUGGACGCCCGGCGUGCAGCUCGACAUCAGGUCUUGACAGGCUUA
Jaminaea rosea is the source of this 2371-nucleotide messenger RNA. RefSeq names its product cobW-domain-containing protein. NCBI's taxonomy places the organism in Eukaryota, Fungi, Basidiomycota, Exobasidiomycetes, Microstromatales. The coding region runs from base 349 to 2193 and encodes 614 amino acids. The transcript is spliced from 4 exons. The record is from RefSeq and is a predicted model, not a curated record.